ACUCAGGAAUGUCCCUUUAACGCAAAACUUCACACAAACCAAGAAGCGGAUCACCAUAGAAAGGCGGAUGUUAUAAAAGAAGAAGUAUGGCGGCGUUUUGGUUUUUAGCCGGCGCCGUCACAUGUUUUAAAGCAUUGUUAUUACCUACAUACAGAUCAACAGAUUUUGAAGUUCACCGAAACUGGCUUGCUAUAACUCACAGUUUAGAAUUAAAGGACUGGUAUGUGGAGAAAACCUCUCAAUGGACACUUGACUACCCUCCGCUGUUUGCAUGGUUUGAGUACUUCCUGUCCCAGGUGGCCGUGUACUUUGACCCGGAGAUGUUGGUCAUUUCCAACCUCAACUACAGCAGUGAUGCCACCAUUCUCUUCCAGUGGCUGUCCGUCAUUGUCUCGGAUUUCGUCUUCAUUUACGCCACUUACCGGUUUUGUACACAGUGUGUUAAGUUAAAGAAGAAGGAUGAAGACGGAGAUAUAUUUGGAAGUCACGCUCUGAUUCUCGCUGUACUCCUCAUCGGCAAUUUUGGCUUGCUCAUUGUUGAUCAUAUUCAUUUUCAGUAUAAUGGAUUUCUUAUGGGUGUUAUGUUGUUAUCUAUUGUCAGAAUAUAUGAGGGACGGCUUGUAUCGGGAGCCUUCUGGUUUGCCAUCUUACUGAACUUGAAGCAUAUCUACCUGUACAUAGCACCUGCCUACUUCGUUUACCUGCUCAGGUGUCACUGCUUCAACAACUCACCUGAUGGACGAAUUCAGUGGAAAUCAUUUUCCAUUAAAAAAUUUACUCAGCUUGCUUUCGUUGUUCUCUUUGUCUUUGGAGUUUCCUUCGGACCAUUCAUAUAUCUUGGUCAGCUACCUCAGGUUUUAUCUCGGCUGUUUCCUUUUAAACGUGGACUGUGUCACGCCUACUGGGCACCCAACAUCUGGGCUCUGUACAACGUGGCCGACAAAGCAGCCACUGUAGCAGGAGUCCGAAUGAAAUUGUUGAAUUCCACAAGUACUGCCUCCAUGACAGGUGGUUUGGUUCAAGUUUUUAACCACACCGUCCUCCCAUCCAUUUCACCGCAAGUUACUGUGGUAUUCACAGCGGCUGCCAUGUUGCCUUCUCUUAUUCACCUGUGGUUUAACACAAAGGGUCCGCAGAGUUUAGUCCGGUGUAUUGUACUGUGUGGUCUGGCAUCAUUUAUAUUUGGCUGGCACGUUCAUGAAAAGGCAAUACUUUUAACAAUCAUUCCAUUUACACUCCUCAUUGCAGGGAAAAAGCGAGACGCACAGCUGUUUUUAAUCUUGUCCACAGUUGGCCAUUAUUCAUUGUUUCCGCUCAUCUUCACGCAGUUUGAAAAUCCCAUUAAACUAUUGUUGAUGAUUGUGUUCAGCAUCUAUGCAUUCUCAAGCUUAGGAAAUAUACAUGGAAUAACAUGGAGGCCUCUCAAGCUACCGUUGCUGUCUACACUGGAGACGCUAUACGUGGCUGGCAUUGUCAUCCUAGAAUGUUAUAACAGUGCUGUGCACUACGCGCUAGGACUCAACCGCAAAGUUCCAUUCCUGCCCUUGCUGCUUACCUCGGUGUAUUGCUCUGUAGGCAUUUUAUACUGCUGGGUCCGCUUUUACUGGAUUACGUUGAAAGAUAAAAUAAAGAAACACAAAACAACGUAACAGAUGAGGAAUAAAUAUUUCCUAUCUUA
Molecule: messenger RNA, 1678 nt
Organism: Gigantopelta aegis
Lineage: Eukaryota; Metazoa; Mollusca; Gastropoda; Neomphalida; Peltospiridae
Product: probable dolichyl pyrophosphate Glc1Man9GlcNAc2 alpha-1,3-glucosyltransferase
Exons: 13
Coding region: 87-1649 (520 amino acids)
Biological process (GO): protein N-linked glycosylation
Cellular component (GO): endoplasmic reticulum membrane
Molecular function (GO): dolichyl pyrophosphate Glc1Man9GlcNAc2 alpha-1,3-glucosyltransferase activity
Source: RefSeq, a predicted model, not a curated record